This is a messenger RNA of Cinclus cinclus, 675 nucleotides long. It is a transcript of the gene PRTFDC1, whose product is annotated as phosphoribosyl transferase domain containing 1. Gene Ontology annotation, biological process: purine ribonucleoside salvage. Gene Ontology annotation, molecular function: hypoxanthine phosphoribosyltransferase activity. The transcript is spliced from 9 exons. NCBI's taxonomy places the organism in Eukaryota, Metazoa, Chordata, Aves, Passeriformes, Cinclidae. The record is from RefSeq and is a predicted model, not a curated record. The coding region runs from base 1 to 675 and encodes 224 amino acids.
AUGGCGGGGCAGGGCGGGAGCAGCGCUGGAGGCCGUGGCGUUGUGAUUUCAGACAAUUGGCCUGGAUACAGUCUGGAUUUGUUCACUUAUCCUCAGCACUACUAUGGAGACCUGGAGUACGUGCUCAUUCCUCAUGGCAUUAUUGUUGACCGGACAGAACGACUGGCGAAAGAUAUUAUGCAAGACAUUGGAGACAAUGAUAUUGUGGUUCUCUGUGUCCUCAAAGGUGGCUACAAGUUCUGUGCUGAUCUUGUGGAGCACAUUAAAAAUCUUAGCAGAAAUUCAGAAAGGUUCAUCUCCAUGAAAGUCGAUUUUGUUAGACUGAAAAGUUACCACAAUGAUCAGUCUAUGCAAGAUAUGCAGAUAAUUGGAGGAGAUGAUCUUUCAAAGCUGACUGGCAAGAAUGUUCUAAUUGUGGAGGAUAUUGUUGGAACUGGAAGGACCAUGAAGGUUCUGCUUAACAAUAUAGAAAAAUACAAGCCAAAAAUGAUUAAAGUGGCAAGUUUGUUGGUGAAAAGAACAUCUCGGCCUGAUGGGUACAGACCAGAUUAUUACGGAUUUGAAAUUCCAGAUUUAUUUGUGGUAGGUUAUGCAUUAGACUACAAUGAGCACUUCAGAGAUCUAAACCACAUAUGUGUAAUCAAUGAACAUGGCAAAACAAAAUACAGAGUCUGA